AAUGUAGUGAAAUUUUUGUUAUAUAUUUGGUUUGUUUGUUUACUUUGGUUUGAUUGGUGUAUUUGGAAUCUUGGUGGUGGAAUUUGAGAAGAUGUUUACAGCACGCUAUGAAUUUUAAGGAUUUUAAAUGAUUUUUACUCUAGGAGACCCGGAUUCUUAUAUUCUUCCGAAUAUUAGAGAUAAAAAUGGCGAAAUUUUAGCGAACAAAAUAGUAAAUGUAAAAAUAAGUCAUUGUCACGCAUAUAUUUAUAUUUUAACCCAAAAAUGUCUGUUUGUGUACAGUAACGACAAUGAUUUUAUGUGUUUGGGAAGGUUUGUGCUGUCAGAACUGGGCAACUAUGAGUACUUUCGGGAUAUAAUCGUUCUGCCGACCCCUAAUCUUAUAGGACUUCUGGUUGAUAAUUUAAAGCAUUUGUUAAUUUUAAGCUCUACCAGUACCAAUGACACUCCUAUAAACUCUGAAGAUGAGCUGGAAAAUAGAAUUAAAAGUCCGCCAUGUUUGAAGUUUAUCUACGAUAUAGUAGUACCAAACGAUUUCAGUUUCUUCUACACAAUUAAGAACCAGUUCUAUUUUUGGCUCCACAACCAAUCUGGCUUCUACAGGACUAUAUAUAAAAAUGGAUUUUUGAACCACAUAGUUGAUAGUAUAUUACCAGAUAAUACCCCUCAAGUUAUUAAUCUGUACCUACUAACAACGAACGUUCUAAAUAUUAAUAUUAUCGGAAACGUUAAUUUUCUUUACAGCCUUUGCUAUAUACACCUAAAGCUGAAUGUAAUUGAUAAUAAUUUGAUAUAUAAAGGAACGAGGAAUAAAAUCUUUAGCCACACUUUGGACGGUAUGAUCACAAAGUGUGUUGAUAAUAUUAAUAACAUAUCUGAAGAAAAUGACUUCGAAGGACUGGAAGAUCAAAAAUAUAACCUUAAUGCAUCUGUAGAGACAAAAGCUGACUCAACUCCUAGUAAGAAUUUGAGGGAAAACGAUUCGCUUGAAAUCGAUGAAGUGAGAAACAUAUAUCACACAAAUGAUAACCAUUUGUAUAUUCUAACCACCAGUAACCUGUUACUGUGCCUAACAGUUAACGAAAAAGAUGAUGAGAAUUUGGUAGUGAAGGACACUGAUGAGGAUCAACUUCCUGAUAAACUUCCAGAUAAAGGAAUAGUAAUGGGUAAGAUAAUGUGUGAAAACGUUAAGGGAAUGUGUAUAAAUGAAAACCGUAUGAUAUUUUGUAUUCUCUUCAAAGAUAAUGAAAUUAACACACUGUACAAUGAUAGAAUAGUAUCAAGGCUUAAGUUUGAUAGUGAAAUUAAGUCGGUAAAAUGGUUAGACGAUUACUUGUUCAUAUUAACAAGCAGUUCAAUACACAUCUGCACCUAUUAUUUACACAUUUUAUAUCAAGUUAAUAUAAAUAACGGAGUGAGUGAACUCGUUUCAUCUGAAGAAUUUUUCAAGUCGGCCUCAGUAUUGGAACUUUCAAAUAAUAAUUCAUUCGAGAGUCAAUUUGGUAAUAUGAAAGUGUCAGAACCAAGUGAAGCAGAUGUAACUCCUAGAUUACAUAAUCCUGAUGGGCCUUCAUUUCCGGAUAAUGAAGUUAAGAGUACUGAGGUGGUUAAGGAUAUUGUGGUGAUUGAUAAUAAGAUACUGUUAUUCAGAGAUAAGGAGGUUUUGUUGUACGAUAUUAUGAAUUUGAGAAAUAAUGAUAAGUAUAACGUUUUCUACAAUAACCACAGCGUCUACUUGGCUGCAAACUAUCAACUCUCUCCGAUUUAUAAGAAGAGCACAAAGUCAAUAACGAGCAAGAGAAAUAAGAACUUCACAUAUAACAUAAAGCUAAACAAUAUAAACCACAUCAAUGAUAUUAAAAUUAACAGCAUUUGCAGUUACAUGCUGAUACGGUAUAACGGAAAUAAUGUCCUUUUGUACAGUAAUAACAGAACAAGCCUGGUAAAGAACGACGAUACAAGAGUAGUGAGUCUGAACUUCUUCACAAAUUACAUCUACUAUAUUGUCCUGGAAUCUGGAGAUGGGUACAAUAUCGUGUUUUAUAACAUUAACGGCAAGUUGAUUGAAAUUAAAUUCAAGACCGAGCCAGUUAAGAUACUCCACGACAAGCCAUACCUGUUCGUGAUACUUUUGAGCAAUAACGUCAUACAAACAUAUGACCUGUAUUAUAUAAAUUAUAAACUCGUAAAUACAAUUGAUAUUGAUAAGUUGACACCAACACUUAGAGAUUUCAUUGAGCUACCAACCGAAAGUGAACCUUUUGAUGAGAAUGAACCUAUGGACGAGAAUGAUUCUUUGGAUAAAAAUGAAGCCAUAAAUGAUAACGGAACUAUAAAUGAUAAGGAAAAUUUAGAUGAAAAUGAAAAUUUGGAUGGGCUGGAGCACUCUUAUAUAGAUAAAAAUUGGAUAGAUUUUCAUAAAUUAACACCAUAUGACCCGAAUAAGGAAAAGGAUGACGUUUAUAUCAUAAUGAACAUAUACAGAGAAGUGUAUAUAAUAAACAAUAAGUAUAUAAAGUAUCUAUUGGGGAAUGUUAACCAGAUUGUACACGUUAGCAACUAUCAAUACCUGCUCACAAUAACCAAUGACCCAAACACCAUGACAGUUACUGAAGAGGAAAGUGACUGUGAUAGUGGAAAUAUCACACCCUUUGCUAAUACCUCAAAUUUAAAAGUUGGUGGAACUACUAUUAAGAGCGUCAAUACAGGAACAGGGUACAUAGUUGAUAAAACUGGCAAACUAAGUGAAGUUGUUUUAAAUGACCCUAAUAACUACAUAUUGUCAAUUAGUGAUAAUAACCUGAUAAAUUUAAUGAAAGUUAACGACGGGAUAUACUUGUAUAACGACGUGUUGGUUUAUAACAUUAGCAACGUUGUAAAUUAUGAAAAGUUACUCCUGUUGCACUUGCUGAAUAAUAAACACCGAAGUGAAAUUUUAUCCACAAAUUUACUAUCCACAGCUACACUACCAUCUGACAACAAGUCCUUAGAACUAGUUUAUCCGCACUUUAAAAAACUCUAUUAUAAACUUUUCAGCGUUUUAUACCGCAAACUAGAUAACAUAGAAGAUAUUAAGGGACUAGAUGAGGUGGUGAAGAGGUUCAGUGAUGAGUGUAGCUUAGGACUCGUUAGUGACAAGGAUUUGAUAGUUGACGAAAUAUUCAACAAGUUACUGGAACUGAAAGAAUACAACUUUUGCAGUCUUCUACUACUGACACUUCAGCUGAAAACUAACCCGGUUCAUACCAGAAAAAAGUACUGCAACGUUUUAAUACAAAAGCUGGUUCAAGAGAUAACACAAGUCAUUCUUACAGGUUUUAACACCAAUAGGUUUAACCUUAACCUCCUAAACAGCAUCAUCACGUUUUAUAACCGCAUUUAUGAGGAUUCUAGUAAUGAAAAUGCGUUAAAUGAUUCUGAUAAAAAUGCUUCAAAUGAGUUGGAUAAAGAAGAACACGGUGAUGAAAAUGAUAAAAAUGAAUUUAGUGUUAGUGAAACUGACGUCAGGUCACUGUCAAUUGAGUGCGUCGAUAACGACAUUCUGGUUAAUAAACUGAUUAUGGUGAACGAGUCCAACUUAGAUUUCAAUGCGAAUGUACUAUUAUACAAUAUAAUUAAAUUAAACCACACACAAAUAAUUUAAUUUAUCAUUUUCAA
Theileria parva strain Muguga is the source of this 3657-nucleotide messenger RNA. RefSeq lists its product as uncharacterized. Bases 128 to 3643 code for a protein of 1171 amino acids. The record is from RefSeq and is a predicted model, not a curated record. NCBI's taxonomy places the organism in Eukaryota, Apicomplexa, Aconoidasida, Piroplasmida, Theileriidae. The transcript has a single exon.